AUGCGGGAGCGGGUGGAAAAUACCCCGACCGCGGGACGACGGGUGACGUCGAGGGCGGAGUACGUGGCGAUUCGGGACGCGGCGAAGGAGAUGGCGAAGAAGGAACGGUGGAUGGAUGCCUACUUGCACUUCACGGUGUGCGUGAGCGAUCGCGCGCACGCGUCGAUCGAAGAGGACGAUCUCGUGACGUCGCUGUUGAAUCGGUCGUUGAUGGCGCUGAAGAUGGACGAUUACGAGGGGGCGCGGGCGGACGCGACGGGGGCGCUGGAGGCGCUUCGCGCGUUGGACGCGUACAGUCAUUUGGAUGAUGGUAAACGACGAGACGCGCGGGCGCGGUUGACGGUGAAAGCGUUGUACAGACUCGGCUCGGCGUGCGUGGGGACGGGCGAUAUCAUAGACGCGAUCGAUCCUCUGCUCAGGGCGCGGAUGAUGGCGCCGAGAGACGGUGACGUGGAGAAGAAGUUAUUGGAGUGCGCGCGCUUGGCUCGAAUGGUAGACGUGUGCGAGCUCUUCGCCGGGGCUAUCUCCGAGGGCGAGAGCGCGAACGCGGUGUCGCCGCGAGAUGGAAAGUGGCUGAAACCGGUGCGACCGGAGUCGGCACGUUUGAGUCGAAGUGCGAUGGCGCAGACACUUGCGGAUUGCGUCGUCGGUGUCGAGUCUCGCUGGCGCUUGGAAUUCGGCGAAACGUUUCUCCUCGCCACCGGCUCGAACGAGAAGAUGAGCGUGAUGCGACGCGGUUUCUUGAGUGGCAUUCGCGCCGAGGUGUACGCACGCACGGGAAAUCACGAGCAAGCGGUGAAGGAUUAUCGCGUCGCGCUCGCGUACUAUCCCGACUGGGCGCGUGCGUACUACGGCUACGCGCUGUCAAUCGAGCACCAGCUCGUCCGCAACAACGUUUCGCGCGUCGAGGUGGCCAGCUUGACACAACGCGGCGGGUACAGUGAUGCACUCAUCGUCGACGCCCCCGUCGCCGCGGCGUUAUGGAUGAAGAAAGCGCUCGAGCUGGACGGAUCCGUCGAGGAGCACGAACGUGAAUACGUCCGUCUCGCCUCAAAGCUCUCGAGCGAGCUCCGUGACGUGCUCGCCCGCGAUGGAACCGGCGUCGCCGACGCCCUCAAGUGGCUCGAUGAGGACAAGUGGGAGAACGCCCCGGAGUACAUUCGCCCUCGUCCGAAGUAUUACUACUUCUACGAGAUGAUGAAAGAGCGCAUAUACGAGCACUACCCCGAGCUCCCGCAACCGGUGAUGGACAAGCUUCUGUCGCUCGACGCGGGCGAGCUGGACCUCUUACUUCAGUACCCGAGAGCGAUCAAGGGCCAAACCGAGGAGUUCUUGGACGUGUAUAAUCGCGAGGGCGGGGAGUAUCUCGCGACGUACAAGACGCCGACGCUCACCUGGAACGAGGUCAAGGCGCUCAAGGGCGCCGGGACCCAAGGCUUGCUCCCCGACGGCGGCGUCAAUCAAUUCGCCGCCACCGAGGCCGAGCGCGUCGAUCCGGGAUCGGGAUUCAUCACCGAAAAAGACACCGAUCACGCCGCCCUCGGCGCUUCGGGCGCGGACGGGCUCACGAUCGCCGAGCUCGCCGGGGCGCCCGUUCCCGCGUCGCUCCCGCCCGACCAAAUCCGCGACCUCCAGGCGCGUCUUCCCAGCACCGCCCGCGUCGGCUCUCUCCCACCGGCGACGCCGAAGAAUUCGCUCCCAAAUCUCCAACGUCGCAUCGACGCCCUCUUGGACGCCGAUCACGUCUCCGAUCGCGCGUCACCAUCGUCCGCGUCGUCGUCCUCCGUAUUGUAG
This is a messenger RNA of Ostreococcus tauri, 1794 nucleotides long. RefSeq names its product Tetratricopeptide repeat. Gene Ontology annotation, molecular function: protein binding. Lineage: Eukaryota; Viridiplantae; Chlorophyta; Mamiellophyceae; Mamiellales; Bathycoccaceae. The record is from RefSeq and is a predicted model, not a curated record. The transcript has a single exon. The coding region runs from base 1 to 1794 and encodes 597 amino acids.